Molecule: messenger RNA, 272 nt
Organism: Staurois parvus
Lineage: Eukaryota; Metazoa; Chordata; Amphibia; Anura; Ranidae
Source: the annotation of a GenBank genome assembly
CAGGGGCGGACUGACCAUUUGGAAACUCGGGCACUGCCCGAGGGCCCAGGGUCAGUAGGGGGCCCCAUAAGAUGCCCUGGUACCUUUUUCAUAGGCUUUUUUGAGUUUAGACAAGAACACAGGGGCCCCAUGAUCCCCUAUUGCCCGGGGGCCCCAGGAGUUGUCAGUCCGCCCCUGUGCCCAAGUUUCCAAAUGGUCAGUCUGCCCCUGUUUGCUGCCAAUGUGAUUGGAAAGAGAUCAUAAGAAUGGCAUUUUUUCCACAAAAAUGGUGG